AUGAAUCCAUCUGCAUCUGAUACUUCUUCAGUCUUGAAAGAGUUGCAUCGAGAUCUUGUCCGGAAGUAUUCAAGGCAUGGAGCCAAGGUUGAGGAGCUAUGGCGCUCGUUUGGCCAGGGUGCACGCGUCAAGGCCAUGAAGGCUGGAGCAGCCAACGGCGAGGUGUUGAAGAACCCUACGGACCGAUCCAUGGGAAAUGUGUACAAGAUGCUCCCGGAGUGGAAUCUGCGCGAUGUGACGGAACCAGAGUCGGACUAUCUGCUGGACAUGCUGAAGCAUCGAGCGACCAAGACGCUCGUGGAACAGUACCAGCAGGGGGACGCGGAGUUCAUCUUCAACAGCAUUCGAGAUAAUGGGUUACGGCAUGCCGAUGAAUCGAAACUGAAAUAUUGUUUCGCACUUUUCAUGGAUGAACAGAGCUACGGGCGAUGCAUGCAGGUCACCGACCCGGCCAGGUAUCAGCAGACGAUGUCCGAUCUGGCUUUCGCGGUCAAUGCUCGAGUCUGCGUGCCCCAGACGACUGGCGAGUUGAUCAUGCAACGGCAGAUAUAUCUCUUGCAGUCGCUGAAUAUCAUCAUCGAGGACAUUCUCGACAUGGGCUCCACGACUCGCGCGUCCAACACCCGGUCGAAAAAGCCCGAGGACGUUGCUCGUGCGGCUCUGGAGAAGCUCUCGAUCGUUCCCAAGCCGGAAAAAUUCUCCCUCGCCCAGGUGAUUGCGAGUGCGCAGGAUCAGAAAUCGGCUCUGCAGGAUGACUUUGAUCUGUGUUGCACGGAACCUGCCUUCCUGGAACAUGUGGUCAAUUUGUGGUUCUUCAGUCGGCCUGAGCUGCUGCAGGACGAGAAGGGUCGGAUCCUGCCCCUUCACACCGACAAAUAUAUCAGUACGGCAUUUGUCGAAGUCAUCCACAGUUCUAUUGCCGGUGUCGCUGUUUGGGAUUAUCUCGGUCGUUUGCUGCAGGAGCUCCAGGAUAGACCGAAUGAUCGAACCUACCGAGGCAUUAUCCUGCAAGAGAUCUCGAAUAUCUGCCAUUUCGAAUACAGCCGGGUGCAGAACAUCUUCAAGCGCUACGUGCAACUCAAAUUCGGCUCCAAGUACUUCAAACGCGUCUCGGGAGCUUACGACAAUGGUGUUGCGCGGGUCACGAUGAAGCUCAAACCGGACUCCCUCACGCGAGAGAAACCGCAGGACCAUUACCUACUACGCCUCUGUCAGCCGGAGAAUAACGCCAUCAAGGCUAUCAGCUGGAUCAAGAAAUUGGACGAUCUUCAUAAAUCUUUCCCAGCCGAGCGGGAUACGAUGAGCGAGCAGGAACUUGAAGCGUUUGGGAAUUUGGCGGUGACGGCCAGCUUUGUCCAGGCUUUGGCCGCCUCGUUCCCACUGCCCCCCAAUAACCUGAAGAAGGGACACACAUACAUUCCCAGGCUGAAGGCGUUGAUGGCAGAGAUCGACCAGCUGAAGACCGAGAUCGACCUAUCCGACUAUGCAGUUCCGAUCGCUAACCUCCUGGAGCCCGGAAUGGCCGAGGGCGCGCUGAAGUCGUUGGACCAAUUCAUCAUCGACAAGACCGGAACCAAGAUCGGAUUCCUCUACCAGGACCUGAAUGAAGGCUGCCUGGCCGAGCUCAACGCUCACUAUGAACAGCAAAAGGAGAAGCUGGACAAUCUCUCCAAGGCCGCCGAGCUUGCCGUGCCGUCCGUGACCGAAACGCCCAGCCCUGUGGUCGUACAGGAACGAAAGGAAAAGCUCAAGACCCGCCCGGAACACUCUUCCAUCUAUGACAUCACCCCUGCAAGCGUGGCUGCUUCUUCUCAGCCCCAGCCUGGAGAAACCUCGCCGGUCUUCAAGGUGAAGCCCUCCUCAUUCAAGGUCUUCUCCACCCUCUUCUCCAGGGCAGUUUCGCGCGGAUCCAUCGCCUGGGCCGACUUUGAAGCAGCCAUGGCCAACCUUAAAUUCUCCGUGAUGCCCAAGUUUGGAUCAGUCUUUACCUUCUUUCCUCCAGAAGACCUUGACGUCCAGAGAUCCCUCACUAUCCAUCGACCUCACCAGUCUCGGAUCGAAGGAUAUACCCUCCUCCGGUUUGCGAAUCGCCUGAAGCGAUUGUACGGAUGGGGGGAACAGUCUUUCGAGGAGGAGUAG
Penicilliopsis zonata CBS 506.65 is the source of this 2139-nucleotide messenger RNA. RefSeq lists its product as hypothetical. The record is from RefSeq and is a predicted model, not a curated record. The coding region runs from base 1 to 2139 and encodes 712 amino acids. NCBI's taxonomy places the organism in Eukaryota, Fungi, Ascomycota, Eurotiomycetes, Eurotiales, Aspergillaceae. The transcript has a single exon.